This is a messenger RNA of Symbiodinium sp. CCMP2592, 954 nucleotides long. Lineage: Eukaryota; Dinophyceae; Suessiales; Symbiodiniaceae. The record is from the annotation of a GenBank genome assembly.
AUGGAUGCGGCGCUUGCAUCGCUGCGCAGCGCUAUGGAGAGCCUGCUGGAAGAGAAGCUGCAAGCGGCCCUGACUGAGGUGGCAGCUUUGCGUGCUGAGACGGCUCGGCUGAAAGCGGAGCAGCAGGCGCUUGCCAAGGAGAGCGGAAAGCUGCGAGAGGAGACCGAGAGCCUGCGGGGCGAGCUGAAGGAAUUGCGGCUGGGCCGGCUAAGCGACCCGGAGGCGGCCAGCACGGCCCCACCGGGGUCCCCCGCUCGUCGGGCAGAGAGUCCAGGGAGUCCAGCCUCAGCCUCUUCACCUGGAGCAGAUGGGAAAGCAGCCGUGGAGCGGGUGCCGCUGUCACUUCGGAAAGCCUGGUACCUGGCCGCCCUGGAGCGGGUCCUGGUCCUCGAGCUCGCGGAUGAAACCCAGGUCACGGAAAACAACAAGCCGAUCAAGUUGGAGGAGCAGGAGGAGGGCUUGGAGGCCAACGCCGGCAACGAGACGGAGGACCUCUGGGCGAAUUGGAAGCCCGGCAGCCGCCGUGAUGGCCGAGACCGCGCACGUUGGGAGUGGGAGGAGGAGCUUGUGAAGAAAGCCGUGCAAAUCAAAGCCACGAGCGUGGUGCAUCUGCGAGCGGAGCCGGCAAAAGAUGCCCGCAAGAACGGCAGCAAACUCCAAGAAGGCGAACUCGCGUGGAGCGAUGCGCAAGUGAACGUGGAGGGCGUGAUGUUCUAUCGGGUCCAAUCCGGCUGGGCGCCGCUGCUGCGCCAGAAGGGCCAGAACAUCCUCGAAGAGGUUGCCUGGGAUUCCGACUGGAGCAGGCAGACAUGGGACUGGAAGGGUGAAGCUGGCCAUGGCUGUUACGGCUACGGCGGCUACGGCCCUCAGAAGCAGUCGGGGUGGAAGGAUGGAGACCGCUACGGCGGCGCGGGCCGGGCGGGCCGGGCAUGGGGCAACUGGCGCGGCGGCUGA